UCACUGGUCAUGAGGACAACAACAACACACUCAUUGAGUGACCACAUAAAUCAGAGUUAGUGUAAACAGUCCUUUCCGACUUCCUGAAAUGUGAAAAUAUAUGUCCUCAGCUCACGCAGAACUGUUAAUCUGUUUUCUGCGCGCAAGAUGGUGGUGGGAGAUGCCACCGAGCAGAUCCAUGUUUUCCUCAGCUCACGUGUACCGGGUGCUCGGCAGCGCCCGUCAAGCUGUCGCUAAAGUGAAGAGAGCUUAUUAUGGGAGCUGCUCCUGCUGUCCUAUAUCAACAGCAGCCAGCAUUUCUCCAGUCAUCUCCAGCCAUGGCUCCGAGUGGACGCUGUCAUCUCCGCUGGCAGAGCACGAAACCCUGCGGAAGGCGUUGUUUUUAAGCCAUUCGGAAUGAAGCGAGGAAGGACAGGUCUGAAAUCACAGUGUCAGAUUUUCCCCUCCCUCGGAGAGCGGGCUAAGAGACCGAAGUGGAUGACUCCAGCACAGGACUGGGGGAACCUGCCCCAUCACGUCGUUCUGCAGAUCUUCCAGCAUCUGUCCCUGGUCGACCGGGCCAGGGCAUCAUCUGUGUGCCGGCGCUGGAAUGACGUCUUUCACACCCCUGACCUGUGGAGGAGGUUUGAGUUUGAGCUCAAUCAGCCAGCCACGUCUUACUUACGCUCCACUCACCCUGACCUCAUUCAGCAGAUCAUCAAGAAGCAUGCCCAACACCUGCAGUAUGUUAGCUUCAAAGUGGACAGCUGCACCGAAUCUGCAGAGGCAGCUUGUGACAUUCUCUCUCAGCUGGUGAACUGCACCAUCAAGACCCUGGGGCUGAUUUCUACAGCACGGCCCAGCUUCAUGGAUGUAUCUCAAGCCCAUUUUGUGUCUGCCCUGACGGUGGUGUUCGUAAACUCCAAGUCAUUAUCCUCCAUCAGGAUUGAUGACACCCCAGUGGAUGAUCCGUCCCUGAAGGUGCUGGUUGCCAACAAUAGUGAUACCCUUAAGUUGCUGAAGAUGAGCAGCUGUCCUCAUGUCUCCCCAGCUGGUAUCUUGUGUGUGGCAGACCAGUGCCAUGGCCUCAGGGAGUUGGCGUUGAACUACCAUCUCCUAAGUGAUGAGCUUCUUCUUGCCCUGUCUUCUGAAAAACACGUUCACUUGGAACACCUGCGCAUUGACGUGGUGAGUGAAAACCCUGGCCAGACACAUUUUCACACCAUCAAGAGGAGCAGCUGGGAGGCUUUGAUCCGCCACUCGCCCAAGGUCAACAUUGUCAUGUAUUUCUUCCUGUAUGAGGAGGAGUUUGAGCCUUUUUUCUGCGAGGAGACCCCCGUCACCCACCUGUACUUUGGCCGAGCUGUUAGUAAAAUGAUGCUAGGGCGCAUUGGACUUAACUGCCCUCGGCUGGUGGAGCUGGUUGUGUGCGCCAAUGGCAUUGAGCCCCUGGAUGAGGAGCUAAUCCGCAUUGCAGAGCGCUGCAAGAGCUUGACAGCAAUCGGGCUAGGCGAGUGCGAGGUGACCUGCAGUGGCUUUGUGGAGUUUGUCAAGAUGUGCGGGGGCAGGCUGACUCAGCUGUCAAUCAUGGAGGAGGUGCUGAUCCCAGACAGCAGCUACAACAUGGAGCAGAUCCACAGUGAGGUGUCGAAGCACCUCGGGCGCAUGUGGUUUCCUGAUAUGAUGCCCACCUGGUAGGCUGACAUGAAGCCAGAGCCAUCAACGACGGGCAUUAAACUAUGUUUACAGUUUACAUUUUCAAUAGACAUAACAUUUAGAAAAGGAAAAACAAAAAAUCCAUUUCAAGAUGGCUCCUGACUGGAAAGCCCUGCUUGGAGAAAGACUUUGGGCCAGAGAAGCACAGGCAUA
Molecule: messenger RNA, 1848 nt
Organism: Oreochromis niloticus (Nile tilapia)
Lineage: Eukaryota; Metazoa; Chordata; Actinopteri; Cichliformes; Cichlidae
Gene: fbxl3l
Product: F-box and leucine-rich repeat protein 3, like
Exons: 5
Coding region: 397-1677 (426 amino acids)
Cellular component (GO): mitochondrion
Molecular function (GO): protein binding
Source: RefSeq, a predicted model, not a curated record